AUGGCACAGGCUGCAUUUCUUCUGGAUCAGGACCAGUUGAGCUGUUCGAUCUGUCUGGAUCUACUGAAGGAGCCGGUGACUAUUCCCUGUGGACACAGUUACUGUAUGGGCUGUAUUAAGGGCUGCUAUCAGGAUGAUCAUACCGGUGUCUACAGCUGUCCCCAGUGCAGAGAGACCUUCACCCCAAGGCCUGUUCUUGGCAAAAACACCAUGCUGGCUGAAGUGGUGGAGAAACUGAAGAAGUCAGGACUCCAAGCUGCUCCUCCUGCUCACUGUUACGCUGGACCUGGAGACGUGGCGUGUGAUGUCUGCACUGGGAGAAAGCGCAAAGCCAUCAAGUCCUGUCUGGUGUGUCUGGCCUCUUACUGUGAAACUCACCUCCAGCCUCACUAUGAAUUUCCUGCCUUUCAAAAGCACAAACUGGUCAAAGCCACUGGAAACCUGCAGGAGAAGAUCUGCUCUCAUCAUGACGAACCGCUGAAGAUUUACUGUCGUACCGAUCAGCAGUGUAUCUGUUAUCUGUGUACAAUAGAGGAUCACAAAGGCCACGAAACAGUCUCAGUUGCAACAGCAAGAACGGAGAAACAGAAGCAGCUGGGGGCGACACAGGAGUAA
Molecule: messenger RNA, 615 nt
Organism: Osmerus eperlanus (European smelt)
Lineage: Eukaryota; Metazoa; Chordata; Actinopteri; Osmeriformes; Osmeridae
Product: E3 ubiquitin/ISG15 ligase TRIM25-like
Molecular function (GO): zinc ion binding
Source: RefSeq, a predicted model, not a curated record